AUGUUCGCCAACCGUUUUGCCCUUGGCAUAAGACCAGUCUUGAGAGCCUCUUCUAACAUCACCGCCAGAAAAACCGUGCUCAAGGCCUCUUUGAACACCGUCAGCACUACCCCAAAUGCCGAAGAUGAGAUUUUGAUUGCCCAAAGAAAAAACCGUCCUGUUUCUCCACACUUGGACAUUUACCAACCACAAAUGACCUGGUAUUUGUCCGGUCUUCACAGAGUCACUGGGGUCUUUUUGGCUGCCGGUUUCUACGGGAUUACCUGUAGUUAUGCCGCCGCUUCUUUGCUUGGUUUGAACUUUGAUGCCACUGUUAUUUACCAAACCAUCACUGACUUGCCAGACCUUGUUAAAUACGCCGCCAAGGCCACCAUUGCUUUCCCAUUCGCCUUCCACUUCUUCAACGGUUUGAGACAUUUUGUUUGGGAUUCCGGUAAGGAAUUGUACAUCAAGGGUAUCUACAGAACUGCCUAUAUCUGCUUGGGUCUCACUGCAGUUGCUGGUACUUACUUGACUUUCCUUUCUUAA
Molecule: messenger RNA, 528 nt
Organism: Saccharomycopsis crataegensis
Lineage: Eukaryota; Fungi; Ascomycota; Saccharomycetes; Ascoideales; Saccharomycopsidaceae
Gene: SDH3
Product: succinate dehydrogenase cytochrome b subunit SDH3
Exons: 1
Coding region: 1-528 (175 amino acids)
Biological process (GO): tricarboxylic acid cycle; mitochondrial electron transport, succinate to ubiquinone
Cellular component (GO): membrane
Molecular function (GO): electron transfer activity; oxidoreductase activity, acting on the CH-CH group of donors
Source: RefSeq, a predicted model, not a curated record